AUGUCGUUCAACGUUCCGUCCCAGCAGACCCAGAUCGUCUUGCGCGAGCGUCCUACCGCCGCCAUUAAUGACACUCUUGGAGCCUCCGACUCUACCUACGAGAAGCGCACCGUCCCCGUUCCUAAGGAAUCCGAGCUUCAAGAUGGUGAAGUUCUCAUCAAGGUCGAGUAUGUCUCUCUCGACCCUGCCAUGCGUGGCUGGUUGCGUGAUGCACGAUCUUACCUUCCCCCCGUCCAGAUUGGUGAGGUGAUGCGUGCUGGUGGUGUUGGUGUUGUCGUCGCUUCCAAGUUCUCUGGUCUUCAGAAGGGUGACCAGGUUAGCGGUACUCUCGGUUGGCAACAGUACGCCCGUGUUCCCGGAAAGACUGUCGAGAAGCGCACCAUUCGUGAAGGCGGUUCUCUCCUCGACUACCUUGGACCUCUUGGUUCCUCGGGCCAGACCGCCUACUGGGGGAUUUUCGACGUUGCCGCUAUUAAGCAAGGCGAUGUUGUCGUCGUUACCGGUGCUGCUGGCUCUGUCGGCUCCAUUGCUGUCCAGCUCGCCAAACUCAAGGGAUGCAAGGUCAUCGCUGUCGCCGGUGCUGACGACAAAUGCCAGUGGCUCAAAGAAUCCCUUGGUGCUGACGAGGCACUCAACUACAAAGCUCCCGACUUCAAGAAGACCUACCGUGAGAUCGUUCAGAAGAAGUACGGCUACAUCGAUGCCAUCUUCGAGAAUGUCGGUGGUGAGAUCCUCGACAUGUCCUUGCUCUGCAUGAAGCCUCACGCUCGUAUUGCGCUUUGCGGUGCCAUCUCGGACUACAACAACCCUAAACCUGACGGUUUGAAGAACUACCAGACCAUCAUUGCCAUGAGGAUUAAGUUGCAGGGCUUCAUCGUCUUCGACUAUGCCAAGAGGUACGGCGAGGCUGAGGACGACAUGACCAAGUGGAUGAAGGAGGGCAAGUUGGCAAGGAAGUUCCACGUGGUUGGCGAGGAGUUGGACGGAAAGGCAAGGGAGGAAGGCAAGAGCUUGGAGCAGUGCCCUAAGGCGUUGAAUGAUCUGUUUGCUGGUAAGAAUGUUGGUAAGAUGGUGGUCAAGGUCGGCGCCUAA
Ustilago hordei is the source of this 1092-nucleotide messenger RNA. RefSeq lists its product as uncharacterized. Gene Ontology annotation, molecular function: oxidoreductase activity, acting on the CH-CH group of donors, NAD or NADP as acceptor. The record is from RefSeq and is a predicted model, not a curated record. Bases 1 to 1092 code for a protein of 363 amino acids. NCBI's taxonomy places the organism in Eukaryota, Fungi, Basidiomycota, Ustilaginomycetes, Ustilaginales, Ustilaginaceae. The transcript has a single exon.